AUGGCCGACGAAGCCCUCGCAGCGUUCAUGGACGUCACCGGCUGCGGCUACGAGGACGCCUUCCACCGCCUCGCCAGCUGCGGUGGCCACCUCGGCGAGGCCGUCAACCGCUUCUUCAACGUCGAAGCGGGGACGUCGGGGAUCCUCCGCUCCCCACCACUGCCGUCGCUGCCGCAGGUGAUCUCCGAUUCGGAGUCGGACGACGACGCGGCGCGCGCUCCGGUCCCGGCGGCCCGCCCUGACCGCCCCGCGCGCGUCGGCGGCGCUCGCGGGAGAUGGCCUUCCGGUUCUGCUCCGAGGAGGGUGUCGAGGUGGGAUAGCGAGACGAAGGGAGGUGGCGGCAGCAGCAAGAGCAGCCCCCGCCGCCGCCGUGACAUGGAGGCGGGCCGUAACCGCGACCGCGUCCAGAAGAAGCGCCGCCGCGUCGGUGAGGACGAUGGCCCGUAUCGUGGCGGCAGGGGAGCGGGCGACGGCGGCAAGAGCAGCGGUCGCGGGCGGCGCUUCCGUGAUAUCUUCGCAUCAAGCAGCUCCGAUGGCGAGGAGGACAAGGUGGAAGCCAACAGCAGCCGCAACCGCCGCCGCCUCAAUCCCAAAGACGACACCUCCGACGGCGAGGAGGAUGUCCAAGUUAUCAGUAGCAGCAGCAGCAGCCGCCGCCCCAACCGCGGCGGCAAAGCUCCCACCUCCGGUGCCACCGCCGUGAAGAAAGAGGACGGCAACAGCAGCAGCCUCCGCCGCCGCUUCCGCGAGACCAUCCUAUCCGACGACGACGACAUGGAGGUGUACGAGGCGCCGCCGCCGCCGCGGGCGAGCCAGUCCGAGAAGGACGAGCUGUUCCGGGUGCCGCACGGGCUGACGUACAAGGGCGGCUUCCACGACGCCGUGGCGCACGCGGCGCGGCGGUGCCGGUGGCUGCUGGUGAACGUGCAGGGCCGCCUCGACCUGGCGUCGCUGGCGCAGAACCGCGACGUGUGGGCCAGCGACCUGGUGGCGCAGUGCGUCAGGGAGCACUUCGUGCUCUGGCAGGCCGACGCCGGAGACGAGGAGAUCAUCGGCGGCGAGGGGGAGGAGGCCACGAAGGUGCUCAGCUACUACAAGAUCCCCCGCGCCAAGCUCCCCGUCGUGGUCGUCGUCGACCCGGUCACCGGCCAGGCCGUGGGCAGGCUGCACGGCACCGACCCCAACGACUUCCUCGUGUCCAUGGAACCCUACACGGACAAGAAGCCGGCCUUCCCUGUCGUCGGAGCUGCCAAGAAAUCCACUGCAUCAGCCGGCGCGCAGCAGAACGAUAAAAUACCGGCGGCAACUGCUGCUCCGACGAAUUGGCAAGGACAGGCACCGACGGUGAGAAAACCGGCUGAGCAGCCGGUUGCGACAGCGGUGGCGGUGGCACCAACGAGUCAGCAGCCGGCGUCGGUGGAGAUGAAGGUCUGCAAGCUGAGGGUCCGGCUGCCCGAUGGCCGGGUGGUUGCGAAGGAGUUUGGGAUCCAAUGUGCGGUGGCGGAGCUCUUCUCGUAUUGCCGGUCAGAGAUGGGCGCAGGAGCGGCCGCGGCGAGGCCGUUCCGGCUGCUGCGCUUCGUCGGCGCCGCAAGGGUGGAAAUCGGUAACGACGACGCCUCGUUCGAGAGCUUGAGGCUCCACAUGUCAACUGUCUGUGUUGACCUUAGCUAA
This is a messenger RNA of Setaria italica (foxtail millet), 1671 nucleotides long. RefSeq names its product putative plant UBX domain-containing protein 14. The transcript has a single exon. Gene Ontology annotation, molecular function: ubiquitin binding. Lineage: Eukaryota; Viridiplantae; Streptophyta; Magnoliopsida; Poales; Poaceae. Gene Ontology annotation, cellular component: nucleus. The coding region runs from base 1 to 1671 and encodes 556 amino acids. The record is from RefSeq and is a predicted model, not a curated record. Gene Ontology annotation, biological process: proteasome-mediated ubiquitin-dependent protein catabolic process.